Molecule: messenger RNA, 1539 nt
Organism: Oppiella nova
Lineage: Eukaryota; Metazoa; Arthropoda; Arachnida; Sarcoptiformes; Oppiidae
Source: the annotation of a GenBank genome assembly
AUGCUCUUUCAGUCGACACGAAAACACUUCAUCCAUAAAGUGAUUAUCACCUCAAAAGUCAAUCACAACAGAGAGUCCAAGAGAUUGGUGUCGAGAAUGCCGUCGUUUGACGCCAUCGCCAGUGAAGACAAUAAUAACUCAACGAAUGGGUCGACAAUUGUAUCGAUUCUUCACUUCAACGAUAGCUAUAACGUUGAGUCGCGAAGUGUUGAGCCCUCGGGAGGCGCCCCCAGACUCGUCACUGCCUUCAACGCACACAAACACUGCGACCCUUUGGUGCUCUUCAGCGGUGACAUAAUGGCGCCGUCCAUCAUGAGUUCUUUCACAAAAGGCGAGCAAAUGAUUCCCGUUUUGAACGCAUUGGGCGUCGAUUGUGCCCUCUUUGGGAACCAUGAGUUCGACUUCGGUGUCCCUCACCUGAAGACUUUUGUGAGCCAAACGCACUUCCCGUGGGUUCUGUCCAAUGUGUUGGAUCCCGAAACUAACCGUCCGAUGGCCGGCGCACUCGUCUCCCAUAUUAUACACAGAAACGGCAAAAAAAUAGGAAUCAUAGGUCUGGUUGAGGAGCAGUGGUUACGCGACUCCAUAGACGAGCCCUACAUAUACCGAGACUUUGUAUCUGAAGGCAAAAUACUGGCCAAACAUCUGAAGGAAGAGGAAACCGUAGAUUUUGUGAUCGCAUUAACUCACAUGCGAUGGCCUAACGACUGUCUGUUAGCGCAGAAUGUCUCGGAGAUCGACCUAAUACUGGGCGGUCACGACCACGACUACCAGUGCCGUCGAGUCAACAAUAUAUUAUGUGUCAAAAGUGGUACAGAUUUUCGACAGUUUAGUAAAAUUGAUAUCGAGUUCAUUGGGUCCGAGAAAUACGAGAUUAAGUGCAAAGAAAUAUCUGUCAAUUCGUUUGACUUCAAUGAGGACCGGGAACUGAAGGAAGAGCUCAAGAAGUUUACGUUUGCCGUCGAAUCCAAAAUGGAUAUCGUAUUGGCGGACGUGGGCUCAGCACUUGACGGCCGUUUCGGGUCUAUCCGACAGAGAGAAACAAAUUUAGGAAAUUUUGUUUGCGAUAUAGUGUUGGCCACCACUGGGGUGGACGCCGUCCUCUUAAACUCCGGUACCUUUCGAAGCGAUCAAAUCCAUACGAGCGGUGCCUUUAAAGUGCGUGAUUUGGUGCGAAUACUGCCGAUGAUGGACGCGCUCGUUGUGCUCAACAUAACCGGCCGACAACUGUUGCGGGCGCUCGAGUGUGCGGUCUCUCAGUUUGCUGUACUGGACGGCAGUUUCGCACAGGUGUCGCGCAUUCAGUUCGCAUUUCAUCCAAACAAAUCGGUCGGCAAUCGAGUGGACGUUCAAAGUGUGCGAAUUGGCGGCCAAUGCCUCGACUUGGAGAAGAAGUACCGACUCGUGACCAAAGAUUUUCUGCACAGAGGAAAGGAUGGCUAUAAUGUGUUGAAAGAGUGCGAAGUGUUGCUCAAUGAGGAUCAGUGUUGUAAUCUCUUCGCGUUAGUCAAGAAUUAUUUGGAAUCUGUGGCCAAUUUA